AUGACCCCCUCCACGGCAAACCACGUUUCCCUCCCCGAGCCCACCUCUCUAACCAAUAUUCCCUCUGCCAAGGCCAUGGUCUUCACAACCACCCACACGGGCGGCGUCCUCCGCACCCAGGAAAUCUGGUCCGUCAUGGACAGCGGCGCCGUCAAGCUCACCGCCGCCUCCGCGCCGCGGCCCCACCCCGAGGCGCUGCUGUUCGACGUGCCCCUGCGCAAGGACAGCGUGACAUUAUACUGGGAUCGAUCGCACAGGAUCGAGUCCGCCAUCAUCAACGCCACGGGACACGCUCAGCAGGUGGCUUGUGUCAAGUGCGCGCGGGACAACGGGCCCUUUCGCCAAUGCGUGCACGAGCUGUUCGUUUCGUACUGGCCCGGGCGCCACAGGACCUCAACUCCCAGCCCCCAUGGACCAGCUCCCGCAACACAGGCCGCUGUCGCUCCCGGGCAUCCGGCCGAGCGUCCCCAGUCGGUUCGUGGCCUUGCCUCCGAUGACACCGUCGACCGCACCUCCUCUUCGAUUUCCACCGUUCGAGCCCUCAACGUGUCACGAGAGGAUGUCGCCGGCUUCACCAGGGAUGUGUUGGGCGUCGCCCAGCCUUCUAACUCGGUUACCAACGCGCAGAUUGUCGAGUUUCUUCAUAUGGUCAUCCGCUACUUGGAGGAGCAUGAGCAUCCCGCGAGCUCUGUCGAGGAGCAUGUCAACCGUGAUGAGAGCAGCUAG
Messenger RNA from Parascedosporium putredinis, 726 nucleotides. The record is from the annotation of a GenBank genome assembly. Lineage: Eukaryota; Fungi; Ascomycota; Sordariomycetes; Microascales; Microascaceae.